UUUUAAAAAAGAGAUUUGCUGGUCACAUCCUUACCUCAAUACAUAAAGUUUCUGACACCUUGAUUGGUUGAUUUCAGAAUUUUAGUAAAUACACGCCACUGUCUAAUUUUAGUUGGUUGUCCCACGACACUUUUUCUGUGCAGGUUCAAUUUUAUAAUUUAUACAAGAUGGCUUUAUGCUCUCAAGCAUUUAAUAAUUCAACCAAGAGAAGUUGUCAUUUCAGCAAUAGUCAUAAUAACCAUAAUAAUAACAAAAGGUUAUGCUUUGGUGUUGGUGAUGGUUCCACUGGUAAUGGUAGUACUUUCCCAAUAUUGACUCGUAAAAAGUCUGUUUGCAUUUAUUCCUCAUCUGAUGAAGAAAAUGAUUCUACUGAUGAACAAGGUUCUUAUAAUGCUGAUCAAAUUAGAGCCAAGAGAAGGGCUUCGUCUAGAAUUUCAUUCUCUAUGAACUCUGAAUUGUCAAGAGCCAUGUCUAAAUAUAGUGAUGAUGAAAGUGAUGAUGAGGUUGAUAAUCAUAGUAAUUAUAAUACUAGUAUUAGCCACAGUAGAAGCAAUAGUAGCACUACUAAUGUCAGUGCUGCAGCAGUUGCAGCAGCAGUUGCCGCUUCUCACAGUCGUCGUAACUCUAACAAUUUGCAUGAUUUCAGUAAUGUUGAUUCUGAUGAAGAAGAUAAUGUUUUUGACAAUUUAGACUGUAAAUUAUCAAGCAGUCCAGUUUCAAGUCACCUUAAUUUAAAUAUUACAAACAAUAAUCAUAAAGGUGGAUUCAUUCAAAUUUCUGAUAGUUCAAAGAAUUCUACAUUCAAAUCUGUACCUGAUACUGAUAAGAAUGCUAGAUCUCGUUGCUUUGAUUAUUUAGUUGGAGCCAUUGAUGAAGCCUGGGCUAGAUAUUGUGAUGCCACUACUCAUGUCGAAGAUGAAGCCUAUGGUUAUGUGACACCAAAUUCAGUUGCCACUGAUGAUGAAGAUUAUCUUGAUAAUACAACUGAUUUUACUGAUUAUGAAGAUUCUGAUUUUGAAUUUUCCAAUCACCAUAAACAAGCACAAGAAGCUCAAAAGCUUCAACAAUCACAACAACAAAUGCGUCCAUCUAUGAAGCCAUCAAUGUCCAAUUGCAGCAUUUCUUCCAAGCAAGAUCCAGCUUCUUCACAAUUGCAAGCAUUGAAGGAUCGUUUAACCAAGGCCAAAUAUUAUUUACAAGACUUGGUUGAUUCUGAAGAUUCAAGUGAAGUUAAUUCUUUCUGGAAGCGUUGGGAUAUGGUCAAGUAUGCAACCAUUGAAUUGGUUGAAGAUGAUGACGAUGAUGAAGUUGUUGAAACAACCAUUGAAGAGUUGGAAAAUGGCCGUUUAUUUGUUAAUUAAACAAGCUAUUAAUAAGAUGCGCGAGCAGACAAGACAGGAUUUUUUCAUACUGUUCUUGGGUCGAUGCAUUUUUUUGCAACUCGAGGAAGUUAAAGCUAUAAGCAUACAUUAACUUUCAUGAAGAAACAUAAAAACACAGAAACAGAAAAACAUAAAAACAAAAAACAAAAAACAUAUAUAACAGAGAAACAAAAGAUAGAGAUUCUCAUCAUACCAUCACCAUUCAUAUCAUCAUAUUAUUAUUAUUAUCUACUGCCUUCAUUAAACAAACAGCAGUGAUACACAGGUUUAAAUUUCAUUUUAUUAUUAUUAUUAUUAUUAUUAUUAUUUACAUUUUUCAAAUUUGGGUCCAAUUGAUUUUUGAAAUUUUUGUUCUUAUGUCGAAUGACUAAUGAAGCGAUGAAGACACUCUGACUAUUAUUUUGCUUCUGUCUUCAU
Messenger RNA from Scheffersomyces amazonensis, 1799 nucleotides. RefSeq lists its product as uncharacterized. Bases 168 to 1361 code for a protein of 397 amino acids. Lineage: Eukaryota; Fungi; Ascomycota; Pichiomycetes; Serinales; Debaryomycetaceae. The record is from RefSeq and is a predicted model, not a curated record. The transcript has a single exon.